AUGUAUACAUGCAGGUGUGGAUAGCUUAGAUAUAGAUAUGGAGAAGCAAAAGGUGACAGUGAGAGGGUAUGUGGACAAAAGGAGUGUCCUAAAAAUGGUGAGAAGAAGCGGUAAAACGGCGGAGUUUUGGCCAUUCCCUUAUGAUUCCGAGUAUUAUUCCUAUGCUUCUCGAUAUUUGGACGAAUCCAAUUUCAACUCAACGUACAACUACUACACCCAUGGGUACAACGAGACCACGCACGGCUAUUUCCCCGACCUUCCCUACGAAACGAUCGAUGAUCGGAUUACGUAUCGUUUCAGCGAGGACAAUGUUCAUGCAUGCACUAUUAUGUGAUGACCUCUCUUUGUUUAUAUAUUUAAAUAUUUUUUUAGGGUGCAAAAAUAAUUAUAUUUGAAUAACUAGACUUUCAUUUAUGUGUCUAUUAUGGUUUGGUAGUAUUUGAAUGAAAAAUGUAAGAAGAAACUCAAUUUAACUUGUGAUUGUUGAGUGUAUUGGUGGAAAUUGGAACGGAGUUUUUGAA
This is a messenger RNA of Erythranthe guttata (spotted monkey flower), 521 nucleotides long. Its product is annotated as Heavy metal transport/detoxification superfamily protein. NCBI's taxonomy places the organism in Eukaryota, Viridiplantae, Streptophyta, Magnoliopsida, Lamiales, Phrymaceae. The record is from RefSeq and is a predicted model, not a curated record. Gene Ontology annotation, molecular function: metal ion binding.